UGCAGUUCCAGUGACAGAGAUGCGGAUGAGCUGCAGAAGCAGAAAUCUGCUAUCAUCCUCGGAGUCAACACUACAGCGCAAUGGCCGCGGCAGUGGAUACGAAUUGUUAAAAUUUGUUUAAAUCCUUCACCUACCUCACACUGCGCAUGAUUCGCGUCUCUCGCAGCUGGAAAAAACGCUGCAAGUGGUGCCACUGCGCUAAGACGACUCACCAGCUCCCACCAACUGUGACCCGGGCAUCAGGAAGAAGUUUUACUAUCAGGCUGAAUGGCGGAACCGGAGCUUCUGCUGGACUCCAAUAUUCGACUCUGGGUGGUGUUGCCCAUUGUCUUCAUCACCUUUCUUGUUGGGGUGAUACGGCAUUAUGUCUCCAUUCUUCUUCAGAGUGACAAGAAGUUGACGUUAGAGCAGGUUUCUGACAGUCAGGUUCUUAUCCGGAGCAGAAUCCUCAGAGAAAACGGAAAAUACAUUCCCAAACAGUCCUUUUUGAUGAGGAAAUUCUACUUCAACAAUCAAGAGGAUGGAUUUUUCAAGAAGACCAAAAGAAAGGUUGUUCCACCCUCUCCAAUGACAGAUCCCAGCAUGCUGACAGACAUGAUGAAAGGCAAUGUCACCAACGUUCUUCCCAUGAUCCUCAUUGGAGGCUGGAUCAACUGGACCUUUUCAGGAUUUGUAACAACUAAAGUUCCCUUCCCUCUCACUCUGCGCUUCAAGCCCAUGCUGCAGCAAGGAAUAGAGCUGCUCUCACUGGAUGCCUCUUGGGUGAGCUCGGCAUCAUGGUAUUUCCUGAAUGUGUUUGGACUACGAAGCAUGUACUCAUUAAUUCUGGGCCAAGACAAUGGUGCAGAUCAGUCGAGGAUUAUGCAGGAGCAGAUGAGUGGUGCCGCCAUGGCCAUGCCUGCAGAUACAAAUAAAGCUUUCAAGGCUGAAUGGGAGGCACUGGAACUGACCGACCAUCAGUGGGCGCUGGAGAGUGUAGAGGAGGAUCUGAUGAGCAGGGAGCUGGACUUUGAUGGCAUGUUUAGCAAGGAGCUACCAAGUGGUAUCUUCUGAUGGCCUGGUCACUUCUACUUGGAGCCUUUAAUUUGAAUUUUGAUCAUUGCAGGGAUUUGUUUUUGGUUAAAGGCACAGAGAUGGGACAAAUUCCUUCAUGUUAUGCAAUGUUUACAUUCACUGAUUUGUGGUCCUUGUCUUUUCACAUGUAUUACCUUUUCAUUCCUGUCUAUAAAAUACCUGAAAUGACUUAAAAUACACUGGUUCUGUUAUUGUUUAAUGCAUACUGGAAUACAUUGCUUUUUUCACCGUCGAGACAUCAAAAUGUUUGGGAGAAGUUAAGUUGAUUUUCAAUUAUUGAAAUGCAUUAUUAUUAGCUUUCACCUGUAUGCCAUCAUAAUGCCAUUAGGUAAUAGAAUGUGAACUACCUAGUGCUUCUUUUUUCUUAUGUCACGCACAGCUAGAUUAGCUGUCUCCAUUUUUAUGUGUAUGAUCAUGUUUAAACAGUAGGAUACAAUACAAUUUUACAGGUCUGAAUGAUGUUUAAUUCAACUUUAACAAUAUUGGAAAAACUCCUUUGUUAGAUCAUAGAGCUGUUCUGUGUCAGCUGCCCUAAAAUUGGAACUAGACCCAGAGCUGAUUAGUUGUUGGCUGAAAAUAUGUUUUUUAUGAUUGAAUUAUUGUUUUUAAAGUAUGUAGAUGGUUUAUUUUGUAAUGUAACUCCCCUGUGUUUUGUACAGUAUAAAGCCUGUUUUGACUAAA
Molecule: messenger RNA, 1755 nt
Organism: Lates calcarifer (barramundi perch)
Lineage: Eukaryota; Metazoa; Chordata; Actinopteri; Centropomidae
Gene: emc3
Product: ER membrane protein complex subunit 3
Exons: 9
Coding region: 268-1053 (261 amino acids)
Biological process (GO): protein folding in endoplasmic reticulum
Cellular component (GO): membrane; EMC complex
Source: RefSeq, a predicted model, not a curated record